GACCGCAGAUGUUCAUUUCGCCGAGCCGAAAUCUGCUAGAAGCAAACCGAGUCUAUGUAUGCAGACUCGUAUGGGACUAUGCAUCUCACUCGCAAUUUUUUUCUGGUUCAAAUAGUCAAUGAACUAAGCAGACCAGACCCAGCUGCUAUCGCAUUGGUGUCAAUAGGAGAGCCACCAUGUUAUAUAAGCAGACUGGAACUGACUUUUUAUAAAAUAUUUAUUGUUAUCGUAAACGGCCUGAGUAAACGAUCUUCAUUUAUCCACCAUCUUUGGUUAAAAAAAAAAACAACACAGAUUUUAGCCAACCUUUGGAGCAGCAGCAGGCACAACCCAGCUGUCGCCUUUUCUCUGAUUGCGGUCAUUACCCUAAUUAUGGGAGUCGCCAGGGAAGGUGCGUCGUUUGAAGAGGAAGAGAAACGCCUUGUCAUGAUGAAACCUUUGACUAACCGUCAGCAGGGUUAAUGUGUGUUUCAUCCAAACACAAACCCAGGUGUUAGUGCCACUGCUAAACGCAUGCCCAGGAGUAGAUACAGGUGUUAGUGCCACUGCCAAACGCAUGCCCAGGAGUAGAUACAGGUGUUAGUGCCACUGCCAAACGCAUGCCCAGGAGUAGAUACAGGUGUUAGUGCCACUGCUAAACGCAUGCCCAGGAGUAGAUACAGGUGUUAGUGCCACUGCCAAACGCAUGCCCAGGAGUAGAUACAGGUGUUAGUGCCACUGCCAAACGCAUGCCCAGGAGUAGAUACAGGUGUUAGUGCCACUGCCAAACGCAUGCCCAGGAGUAGAUACAGGUGUUAGUGCCACUGCCAAACGCAUGCCCAGGAGUAGAUACAGGUGUUAGUGCCACUGCCAAACGCAUGCCCAGGAGUAGAUACAGGUGUUAGUGCCACUGCCAAACGCAUGCCCAGGAGUAGAUACAGGUGUUAGUGCCACUGCCAAACGCAUGCCCAGGAGUAGAUACAGGUGUUAGUGCCACUGCCAAACGCAUGCCCAGGAGUAGAUACAGGUGUUAGUGCCACUGCCAAACGCAUGCCCAGGAGUAGAUACAGGUGUUAGUGUCAACUCCAUGUCAAGUAGACACUCACCAACCAUGAGGCCUGACAAUAACAACAACAACAACAGUGUGCUGGAUGGAGACGGAGUGGAGGACGGGUCUGUACCAAUCAGCAGGCCCCGUCAGCCCCAGUGCCGCUCUCUCUCCUCCGGCCGGGCGCGUCACAGCCACCGCCGCAGCAGCAGAACAGACAAGCAGCCUCACACCUGUCCUCUCUGUUCCAAAACGUUCAUCUCCUCCUCUCACCUGGCCCUACACCUGCGCUCCCACAGCGGGGAGAGGAAGUAUAAGUGUGGCGUGUGUGGGAAGCUCUUCCUACAGUCAGCCCACCUGAUGCGCCAUAAGACCACCCACACAGGGGACAGGCCCUUUAAGUGUCCAGACUGUGGAAAGGGCUUCGGUCGCGCUUCUCACCUGAAGACACACCGACGCCUCCACACAGGGGAGAAGCCAUUCCAGUGCUCUGUCUGUGACAAAGCUUUCACCCAGAAGGCUGGGCUGAUCAUGCACCACCGCCUGCACACUGGAGAGAGGCCCUACAGGUGUGAUCACUGUGGUAAAGCCUUCCGCUCCUCCACACACCUGCUGGCCCAUCAGGCCCUGGAGUCAGCCAAACAGAGCUUCACCUGUGACAGGUGUGAUCAGAGUUUCAAGUCAGCCUCGUCCCUCAGACAGCAUGUUAAGACACACAGCAGCACCAUGGAGGACCUCUGCUGUGGGGUCUGCUGCCGGUCCUUCGUCCGCUCCUCCUACCUGCAGCUGUACAUGAGGCUCCACAGAGGACAGAGGCCCUACCACUGCAGGGUCUGCAAUAAGACUUUUGCUAAGAUGACCACCUUCCAGAGACACUGUGACAAACACCUGAGGAGGAACGGGGACAUGGACCAGGGGCAGGAGGAGGAAGAGGAGGAGGAUGUCAAACCUACAUUGCCCCCACCCUCCAACCCUCCUUCUCCUGCCCUUCUACCUCCUCCUGUUCCUCCAUCCACCCUUCCUCUCUUGUCUGAGGUCAAUACACGCUCUAAAACUAGAGCCAAAAUUAGGAUAGAAUGACUGUUCUGGACUUGGAGUAUAACAAUGGAGAAAUAACAUAAGUGACAAACAUGUGCUAUUACUUGCAACAGUCAUAUUAUGUAUAUUUACUGAUAGGGUAUUACAAAUUACCUAAAGUUUUUAAUUACACAAACUGUACUGUAAUGUGGUUAAUGGUAUUGUUACAUUUUAAGCAUGCUUUUGUAUUUACUAAUGCACACUUAGACUUUCCCUGUGUGACUUCAACACUCUAAAAUGUGCUAUACAAUCCUGAUGCUUUUCAUACCAUGGUCCAUAUCGUACAGUACCAUACUAUACCAUAACGUAAAGUUUGUAUGAUCAUAUCACUCUGUCCUUGGACCAAGUAUUAACUUUUUUAUAACAAUAAAUGUUGAUUGGACAGGUUACAGUA
Messenger RNA from Oncorhynchus keta (chum salmon), 2498 nucleotides. Its product is annotated as zinc finger protein 239. Gene Ontology annotation, biological process: regulation of transcription by RNA polymerase II. The record is from RefSeq and is a predicted model, not a curated record. The transcript has 3 exons. NCBI's taxonomy places the organism in Eukaryota, Metazoa, Chordata, Actinopteri, Salmoniformes, Salmonidae. Gene Ontology annotation, molecular function: RNA polymerase II cis-regulatory region sequence-specific DNA binding; DNA-binding transcription factor activity, RNA polymerase II-specific. Bases 1067 to 2107 code for a protein of 346 amino acids.